Molecule: messenger RNA, 976 nt
Organism: Gymnodraco acuticeps
Lineage: Eukaryota; Metazoa; Chordata; Actinopteri; Perciformes; Bathydraconidae
Exons: 5
Coding region: 391-831 (146 amino acids)
Molecular function (GO): cysteine-type endopeptidase inhibitor activity
Source: RefSeq, a predicted model, not a curated record
CCCACAUAGCACACAAUAAUGCAAACAGAGAAACACAAUGGCACACAGCUGACACCUAUUCACUGUGCCCAGUCUCACACACUCCCAAGCCGCUGAUGGUUGUUAAAUCCCUGCAUGACGUCAUUGCCAGGCAGAUGGUGGGUGUGGUCUUCACCGGCUUGUUAAACAUACCACAGCUUAAAUGCUGAACAGCCGCUGCCAUUCCCUGACGACAACACUCCCUAUUUCCCUCAGUCUGGCUCAGUGUUUCUCCAGCAUUCACUAGACUUAAACACUGUAGGACAUCUGCGAGAAUCCUGCUCACCUGAAACCUUUUUGAGGAACUUCCACCAGUUUUCCUUUGUGAGGAGCCCAGCACGCUUGGUGGUGUUUUUAUUUUUUAAAGUAAAGAUGUCCUUCCCGUUGGCUGUGUUCAUAUGUCUGUCAACUCUCCAGAUGUGUCUGGGAGAUGUGGCUGUGGGGGAAGCCGUCACAACAAAAAAAGUGCCUCUCCUUGGUGGCUGGUUUGAAAGGAAUCUUGAGUCAGAGGAGGUUAAGGAUGCAACUGAACACGCUGUGAAAGAGUACAACGCAAAAAUCGCGAGCAAGAAGCUGUUCAAACUAGACUCCAUCGCCGCCGCUCAGACUCAGGUGACCAAUGUGAUCAACUUUAAGAUUGAUGCAGUCUUGGUAAAAACCAAGUGCCUUAAGUCUGAAAACCACGAAUUGAAGAGUUGCGGUUUGGCGAAAAAGCGUGUGAAUUGCCACUUUGUGGUGACAUUCAACCCUCGCAACAACAAACAUGAGUUGCAGUCUCACAAGUGCAGCAAAGUUCCUAGGGUAAAGGACUAACUUUUUAUAUAGUUGGGCUUUGUAUAGCUUUGUUGUAUUUUGAUACAAUGUUGACUAUUUUUCUGAAUAAAUGUUGAGUGCUGGGUGUGGUUCAGAGUAACUUGUAACAAUGACAUAGUCUCAAUAAAACUAGUUUGUAAGACAG